Chenopodium quinoa (quinoa) is the source of this 1786-nucleotide messenger RNA. RefSeq names its product rac-like GTP-binding protein 3. Lineage: Eukaryota; Viridiplantae; Streptophyta; Magnoliopsida; Caryophyllales; Amaranthaceae. Gene Ontology annotation, biological process: regulation of cell shape; regulation of actin cytoskeleton organization; small GTPase-mediated signal transduction. Gene Ontology annotation, cellular component: cell cortex; plasma membrane; cytoskeleton. The transcript is spliced from 8 exons. Gene Ontology annotation, molecular function: GTP binding; protein kinase binding; GTPase activity. The coding region runs from base 730 to 1365 and encodes 211 amino acids. The record is from RefSeq and is a predicted model, not a curated record.
CAGUUCAAUUUAAAGCCGCCAUCAUAUACAAGGCGCCAUAUAUACACCGUAUAAAGACAUGAAAUAAAAUCUCGCCUACAAAGCUACAUCUCUUAGCUUGGGAAAGAAAACAAAGUUUACAAUUUGGGGCAUCACGGAUCAACCGUCCUCCUUCCUUGGCGGUUGCAAACACAAACACCGUUAGUCACAGCAGCCCAUCCCAUAUCAAUAAAUACACUCCUCUUUAUUUCUUUCUCUCUCAACAAAAUAAUAAGCUGAAAUAAGUAUAUAAAAAAGGCAGCUUUCUAGUUCACACUUCAAUAUAUACAGCCAAACAACUAAAGUUUUAAUUUUUUAGAUGCAAAUUAAAGAAAGAAAUCAUCUUUAUUUUAAUUUAGAAAUGUUGGGUUUGUGUUUUUUGGUUUUCUGGGUGAGCAGGUGAGCCAAUCUUUAUUAUCAACACUCCCAAAAAAAAUAAAAAAUAAAUCCCCAAAAAAUGCUUGUUAAACAGCUAGCAAAACACAACAAUUAAAAUGAGUGUGAGUGUUUUUGUUGUGAUGAAUUGAGUGAGAUUCUUGUGACUUUGCCUCUCAUUCAUUCAAUUAUAUACCCAAUAUAUAGUUUUACAAUACCCAUUUCAUAAAAUAUCAAAAUCUUUGCUCAAAAAUUAGUAAUUUUUUUGUUGAAUUGUAAGAUUGUGUAUCUAUUUUCUGCAAAAUAUUUCUGAGUGUUCAAAUUUGAGUGCUGAAAAUGGCUGCAAGUGCUUCAAGAUUCAUAAAAUGUGUGACAGUUGGAGAUGGAGCUGUUGGAAAAACUUGUAUGUUAAUUUGUUACACUAGUAACAAAUUUCCUACUGAUUACAUCCCAACAGUAUUUGACAAUUUCAGUGCUAAUGUGGUUGUGGAAAGUACCACUGUGAACUUAGGCCUCUGGGAUACUGCUGGACAAGAGGAUUACAACAGAUUAAGACCUUUGAGCUACAGAGGGGCUGAUGUCUUUGUCUUGGCUUUCUCAUUGGUCAGCCGUGCGAGCUACGAGAAUGUGCAAAAGAAGUGGGUCCCGGAACUUCAGCAUUAUGCUCCUGGAGUACCGUUGGUGUUGGUUGGCACCAAAUUGGAUCUUCGUGGGGACAAGCAUUUCUUGGCUGAUCAUCCUGGAGUACUUCCAGUUAGCACAACAGAGGGUGAGGAACUCCGUAAGCAGAUUGGUGCUUUAUACUACAUCGAGUGCAGCUCCAAGACUCAACAGAAUGUGAAAGCGGUUUUUGAUUCUGCAAUCAAAGUAGUCAUCAAGCCGCCUCAGAAACAAAAGGAGAAGAAAAAGAAGCCAAGGCGAGGGUUUGCAAUGAAUAUCUGUGGUCGAAGGAGCUUCAUGUGUUUCAAAUGAAUUUGUUGCUUGACAAGUAUGGCUUUCUCACCAGUUGACGCAGAUAUUCACACGUUCAGCCAACAGGCCAUCACUGACAUCUUCACCACUUCCCCCGUCCCAGGACUUUUGUCAUAUGUAGAUGCUGUCGAUAGUAGUCUAGUCUUGCAACAUGUUACUCCCUGUAAAUGCACUCUGUGAUAUUUAAAUCCUAAUUAAUUGGUUUUAGAUGAUCAUAGUUGUUAUCUCUAGGAAAAACAAUACUAAUUAGCGCCCCCUCCCCAACAAAAUUAAACAAAUGAUGUUCAACAUCUCCUGCCUGUUUUCUAGUGAAAGUUUUGCAUUUUACAGUGUUUAUUACAGCUGCUGUAAUUUCUUAGCUUGUACUCUGUAGUAACUGGAAAUUCAAUACUUGUAUUUGAUAUUAUGAUCACUUCCUUUA